This is a messenger RNA of Eimeria tenella, 294 nucleotides long. RefSeq lists its product as uncharacterized. The record is from RefSeq and is a predicted model, not a curated record. NCBI's taxonomy places the organism in Eukaryota, Apicomplexa, Conoidasida, Eucoccidiorida, Eimeriidae. The transcript has a single exon. The coding region runs from base 1 to 294 and encodes 97 amino acids.
AUGGUGCACGAGCGAUGCAGGAGAAGCAGCAAAGGCAGUGCACAUGCAGCAGCAACAGCUGCUGAGGCACAGCGAGGCAGCAGCAGCGGAAGCAACAACGACGCCGCUGCUGCUGCAGCAGCAGCGGCGAAGGCAACAGUGAUCCAACUGGAGCAGCAGCUAAAGCAACCGCAAUGUCGCAAUGGAGGCAACAGCAAAAGAAGCAACGGCGAUCCAGCUGCUGCGCAGCAGAAGCAACAGAGGCAGCAGCAGCAGCAGCGGAAGCAACAGAGAUCUGUGUGUUUUCAAAGCUAA